Halteromyces radiatus is the source of this 1045-nucleotide messenger RNA. Its product is annotated as eukaryotic phosphomannomutase. Gene Ontology annotation, cellular component: cytosol. Lineage: Eukaryota; Fungi; Mucoromycota; Mucoromycetes; Mucorales; Cunninghamellaceae. The transcript is spliced from 6 exons. Gene Ontology annotation, biological process: mannose metabolic process; protein N-linked glycosylation; GDP-mannose biosynthetic process. The record is from RefSeq and is a predicted model, not a curated record. The coding region runs from base 182 to 946 and encodes 254 amino acids. Gene Ontology annotation, molecular function: phosphomannomutase activity.
UAUUGUAGCAUUUCAUCAAACUGGAUAAAAGAUAAAAAAAGAAAACCGAUAUCUUUUUUUUAUUGGCUGAUGAAUUGGGAAAAGACUAGAAAUUUUUAUAUAUAAAAACGUCAAAGUAAUUUUUUUUCUAUUUUUUCCUUUUUUUUAUUAUCUACUAGAUAUUAUAUAUAUAUAUAACAAUAUGGUGACCGUACUUCCUUUCUCUGAACGACAACAACCUGAUACUCUUGUUCUUUUUGAUGUUGAUGGUACAUUGACUCCUGCUCGUCAAGAUGUUUCUCCUGAAAUGUUAAAUGUUCUUGCUGAACUUCGUCAAAAGGUAGUCAUCGGUUUCGUUGGUGGAUCUGAUCUUGUCAAACAAGAAGAACAACUUGGCAAUAAUGUUCUUGACUUGUUUGACUAUUGUUUCCCUGAAAAUGGAUUGUCUGCCUAUCGACUUGGCAAGAAAUUGGAAUCUCAAAGCUUUAUCGGUUGGAUUGGUGAAGAAGAUUAUACAAAAUUAGUAGACUUUUGUUUACGAUAUAUUGCUGAUAUGAAAUUGCCGAAGAAACGUGGUACCUUUAUUGAAUUCCGUAAUGGUAUGAUCAACGUAUCUCCAGUAGGUCGUAACUGCUCUCGUGAAGAAAGAAAUGAAUUUGAAAAGUUUGAUUUGGAACACAAAUUACGGGAAAAGUUUGUUGCAGCAUUGAAGAAGGAAUUUUCUCAUUUGUCAUUGACUUAUUCUAUUGGUGGACAAAUCUCAUUCGAUGUUUUCCCUACUGGUUGGGAUAAGACUUAUUGUUUAGGUCGAGUGAAGGAUGAAGGUUUCAAAACUAUUCAUUUCUUUGGUGACAAGACAUUCCAAGGUGGUAAUGACUAUGAAAUCUAUACUCAUCCUGACGUGACAGGCCAUUCCGUGACUAGCCCUGAUGAUACCAUUCGCAUUUUGAAGGAACUUUUCCCUUAGAUUAGUAUUAGUUUUAGUUAUUACAAUCAGUUAUUAUUAUUAUUAUUAGUAUUGUUUUUUUUUUUUUUGUUUUUUUGUUUUAUUUUUACUGGAUUAUUU